GCGAUGAUGGCCUCAAUGAGCGCAGAGGAGUUGGCCGACCAGCCCUUCUCCUCACGUGUCUGGGCAAGCAUGGGCAGAGUCAGCAGCGCGUAUUUAAAUAAAUCUAUUAUCUACCUCAAGACCCGUUGGCUUGUAUUUUUUGCCUGCAUGGCCUUCUACGUGGUCCGCGUCUAUCUGCUCUCCGGCUUCUUUGUGGUAACAUACGGCCUGGGGAUAUACCUACUGAACCUUCUGAUUGGUUUUAUCUCUCCCCAGAUAGAUCCUGAAACAGACGAGUAUGUGCUGCCUGUCCGCGGCGGGGGCGCUCAGUCAGACUCCGGAGAAUUUCGUCCCUUCCUUCGCCAAUUGCCUGAGUUCAAAGCGUGGGUUUCGGGGAUGCGAGCGUUGCUGAUAGCCAUUUGCAUGACGUUCUUCCAGGUGUUCGACUUACCUGUAUUCUGGCCAAUCCUGCUGAUAUACUUCAUUCUUCUCUUCAUCCUGACGAUGAAGCAGCAAGUCAAGAGAAUGAUCAAGUACAAGUAUCUCCCCUUUUCCUGGGGUAAGCAAACCUACGGGGACAUAACUCGAGGCAGCGGCAGCCACAAUGGAUCCAGCGCCAAUUCUCCGAAGGCCGCAGGAACCAGCACGGCUCCUGUCCCCUCUUACGUUUCUCAUGAACACUUCGCUGCAACUUACGUUCUCCGUUGA
Molecule: messenger RNA, 687 nt
Organism: Cyclospora cayetanensis
Lineage: Eukaryota; Apicomplexa; Conoidasida; Eucoccidiorida; Eimeriidae
Product: protein RER1A
Exons: 1
Coding region: 4-687 (227 amino acids)
Biological process (GO): retrograde vesicle-mediated transport, Golgi to endoplasmic reticulum; protein retention in ER lumen
Cellular component (GO): Golgi membrane
Source: RefSeq, a predicted model, not a curated record